Triticum turgidum subsp. durum (durum wheat) is the source of this 1488-nucleotide messenger RNA. The record is from the annotation of a GenBank genome assembly. Lineage: Eukaryota; Viridiplantae; Streptophyta; Magnoliopsida; Poales; Poaceae.
AUGAAGAAGACGACACACGCGACGACGAGAGAGCAGGCCAGCCGAGACUUGGAGACUUUUCCUCCUCAGAUGCCAUCGCGCCGCGUCGCCGUGAUCGGCGCGGGGGCGGCCGGCCUGGUGGCUGCGCGGGAGCUGCGGCGGGAGGGCCACGCGCCCGCGCCCGUCGUCUUCGAGCGCGCAGUCGGCGUGGGCGGCACCUGGCGCUACGACGACGCGGCCUCGGCGGACCCGCUCGGCGCCGGCGGCGUCCACGGCAGCCUCUACGCAUCCCUCCGCACCAACCUGCCCCGCGAGUCCAUGGGCUUCCUCGACUUCCCCUUCGUCGCCGAUGAGGGCUCCAUUGACCCGCGCAGGUUCCCCGGGCACCAGGAGGUGCUCCGAUACCUCGAGACGUUCGCGCGGCGCUUCGAUCUCCUUGGGCUGGUCCGGCUCCAGACCGAGGUGGUCGGCGUCCGCCGCAGCAGGGUCGACGGCGUGGGCGCGGGUGCGGCGGGCUGGACGGUCUCCUACUGCUCGAGGAAGCUCGCCGGCGGGGAACUACAGGAGGAGGAGGAGCAGUCGGAGGUGUUCGACGCCGUUGUCGUCUGCAACGGCCACUUCGCCGAGCCCCUCCUCGCGGACAUCGCCGGCAUAGGCGGCUGGCCCGGGAAGCAACUGCACAGCCACAGCUACCGUGUGCCCGACCCGUUCCACGGCCAAGUCGUGGUGGUAAUAGGAUACCACCCCAGCGGGAUGGACAUCUCGAGGGACAUCGCCGGCGUUGCCAAAGAGGUCCAUGUCGCCAUUCGAGCGGCUCCUGCCGAGAUGCAGAGCGCCACUGCCCAUGCCAACCUGUGGCUACAUCCCAUGAUUGAAUGUGCCGAGGAAGAUGGCAGCGUGGUGUUCCAGGAUGGCAGUCGGGUCAAGGCGGACUCAAUCGUGCACUGCACAGGGUACAAGUACGGGUUCCCGUUCCUGGAGGAGGAUGGUAUAGUGAGCGUGGACAACAACCGUGUGGGUCCGCUUUACAAGCACGUGUUCCCGCCACAGUUGGCCCCUCACAUCUCCUUCAUUGGAUUACCAUUCAAGUUGAUCCUUUUUCCAGUGUUCCGGCUCCAGAGCAACUGGGUGGCGGGAGCACUGUCAGGAAGGAUCGAGCUCCCGUCACCGGAGGAGAUGAUGUUGGAUGUCAUGGCAUUUUACUCCGACAUGGAAGCCCGCGGAUGGCCCAAAAGAUUCACACAUAACCUAGGAGUGGAAGCAUGGACGUUUGAGUAUCAGGACUGGUUGGCGGAGCAGUGCGGGCUGGAGAAGAUGGAAGAGUGGAGGAGGGUGAUAUACGUUGCGGCGAGAGCGAGGGUGUUGGUCCGGCCGGAGAGCUACCGUGACGAGUGGGACGACGACCAACUGGUGGCCCAAGCACACAUCACCUCAUCGACGGCUACUUAUGGUUUAGCUUCUGUCGGCUUCUCGUCCCUUCGGGGACAUGCGAUAAAAGAGUUUAGAUGA